AGGAUUUGCGUGGCCAGACUGAAAAAAAAUCAUACGGCCUCUCUUGUUCAGAGGGCCGGGCCAAAUGUGGAGGCGGGCCGUAUUCGGCCCACAGGCCUUAGUUUGAGGACCACUGCUCUUGGCUGUUCAUGUCUAUCAAUAUCGCUCAUUUUGAAAUGACGUUAGAGGGCAAUACAGAUCCGUAUCAGACCAGGAGGGCGAUACGUGGCUGGCAUGACGACCAUUAGCCAAUCAGAACGCUUGUACUGUUGUUGCUAUAUAAUAAUUCAUCUUUAUUCAUAAAGAAAAUGUAAGCUAGCGGUCUGAUGCUGCCAGAGGAGACGCAGGUCGAGGACAGCUUCAUCAGUGUAAUGCUGCUUAUGCUUCAACUCUGUCACAAAACAUUUUUGGCAUUGGGUGCCCUUUUUUUUGGUUUGAGCACCUGCCCCCCAAAAUGUCUGUGCACGUGCCUGGUCAUAGUAUACUAUCCAGGUGGAAUAGGAACUUUAAAAAAAAAUGUUUUCACAAUUAAAGAACAAUUUAGGAACAAUUAAACACAUGGAAAUGUACUGACUCUUAAAAGUUAAUUCAAGAAGAUUCAGAACCUCAUAUCAAUACAUAUUACCCAAAAUAGUUUACAUGCACAUCAUCAAUGGUAUGAUUACGUCAUUUAACUGUUAAUGUGAGAAGUACAAAAGAAUUACAACCUUUUGUUUCGUUAACAAACUUCUGCCGCUUUUCAUUUCCGGUUUUAUUUUGAAGGCAAGAAGUGCUCGCUCGAUACGUCCGCUAGCUUAGCCGUUUUGUAUGUGUUUUUUUCGUUCCGGAAGACAUUGUCAACAAACCGGUCUCGUAUUGAAAAGGAGGAAGAGGAGCAAUGACAACCGUCCACAUUUAGCUGAAUAGAGAAGGAAUAAAAAACAAGAACAUGGAAGAAGAAAGGCGGUUAAAGCUCAGCGGGAACCCGGACUGGAUGUCCCGUCUGCCGCAGGAGCUGCAGGAUGUCCCGCUGUGGAACCUGGCGAUCCCCGGGAGCCAUGACAGCAUGUCGUUCUGCCUGGACGUCUCCUCUCCGGUCCUGAGGUCGGAGCCCUGCCUCCUCAGGGCGAUGGACUGGCUGGUCCCCUGCUGGACUCGACCCUGCGUCUCCCGCUGGGCCACCACGCAGCAAUCGGUCCUCAGUGGUCAGUGUGAACUCGGCGUUCGUUUCUUGGACCUGCGGAUCGCCAGGAAGCCGACGGGGGGCCACACACUGUUCUUCGCCCACGGCAUCUACACACUGACGACCGUGAAGGAGGCCCUGGAUGAACUGGCCGUCUGGCUGGACGCUCACCCAAAGGAGGUGGUCAUCGUCUCCUGCUCUCAUUUUGAAUCUCUAACCCCUGAAGAUCACUCCCACCUGGUGGAGUACAUCACCACGCUGUACGGAGAGAAGCUCUGCCCCUCGCAGGACGUCCCCACUCUGCGGUCCUGCUGGUCCAGAGGUCAGCAGCUCGUUGUUUCCUAUGGCGACCAGCAGGUGGUGCUGCAGCACCCCGAGCUGUGGGCUGAGAUCCCGUACUGGUAUGCCGACAGCCCGGAUCCUAAGAAGGUGAUUGCUUACCUGGAGGACCAGAAGCACAGAGCAAGACCAGCUGGUUUCUACGUCACCGGCCUGAACCUGACGGAAGACGCCCCCUACGUCCUCCUCCACCCCCUCCAGGGCAUGAGGAGGAUGACCCUGAGGGCUCUCUCGCCGCUGCUCCGCUGGGCGAGCGAGCAGCGGCCGGGCCGGGAGGCGGGCGAGGUCAACGUCGUCUGCUGCGACUUCGUGGACCUCAGCGAGUUCUGCUCGCUCGUGAUCGGACUGAACUACAAGACGCUCGCCGCCGGCCGGCGCCCCGUCUGCGAGACGCCGCGAGCGUUGCCAUAGUAACCAGACCGGAUGGCCCACAUAGAAAGAUGAAUCUGGGAGAGGAAACACUUUGUACAUAUUUCUUCCUAAUGAAUUUGAAUUUUCUACACUUUUUGUGUAUGCAUGCCAUUUUUAAAUGUUCUUUACUAUUUGUUGUGUGUGUCAUGAUAUCUGUGGUCACAUGAUGUCAUUAGCGAAGCUUUAAUGUCCCCGAGGGGCAGAGACAGAUGGCAAUAACGAUAAAUACAAAAAGAAAGCAAUAAGAAAAGAGUAAUCAGGUAUAAAAAUGUAUUAAAGUGCUUUGUUGUGUGUGGGCUCUAAUUAGUCAUUAAACUAUAAAUAUACAGUUUUAGUCAAAGUUUUACACAUACAAAAAAAAAUCUAGGAUAUCUGGGGUGUGGGUAGGUGCAGCAAUAGUUUUUAACUGUAAUAAUAAAUGUAAAAUGAUGUCAUGAACCAGCA
Pseudoliparis swirei is the source of this 2335-nucleotide messenger RNA. Its product is annotated as PI-PLC X domain-containing protein 1-like. Gene Ontology annotation, biological process: lipid metabolic process. Bases 908 to 1891 code for a protein of 327 amino acids. Gene Ontology annotation, molecular function: phosphoric diester hydrolase activity. NCBI's taxonomy places the organism in Eukaryota, Metazoa, Chordata, Actinopteri, Perciformes, Liparidae. The record is from RefSeq and is a predicted model, not a curated record. The transcript has 7 exons.